Messenger RNA from Cryptosporidium muris RN66, 3387 nucleotides. Its product is annotated as leucyl-tRNA synthetase. Gene Ontology annotation, biological process: leucyl-tRNA aminoacylation. The transcript is spliced from 2 exons. The record is from RefSeq and is a predicted model, not a curated record. The coding region runs from base 1 to 3387 and encodes 1128 amino acids. Lineage: Eukaryota; Apicomplexa; Conoidasida; Eucoccidiorida; Cryptosporidiidae. Gene Ontology annotation, molecular function: aminoacyl-tRNA deacylase activity; ATP binding; leucine-tRNA ligase activity.
AUGAUAACAGCUACUGAUGAGUCUAAUACAAAUGGCUUAAACAGUAACAGUAAUCCCCGUCUCCGCAGAGAUACACUGUUGCAUAUUCAAAAUGAAAUUCAGGAACUAUGGAGCCACAAUAAAAUAUAUGAGGCAAACAUGGAUCAAAGUCGUGAAAAGUAUAUGAUUACAUUUGCAUACCCAUACAUGAACGGAAGAUUACACCUGGGCCAUGCUUUUACAUUUACUAAAGCAGAUUUCCAAGCUAGAUUUCAAAGAAUGAGGGGUAAAAAUGUCUUAUUUCCAUUUGGAUUCCAUUGUACUGGUAUGCCAAUAUGCGCUAGUGCAGAUAAAUUAAAAUCUGAACUUGCAAAUAAUUCACUAGAUAAUGACUUAUAUACGAAUAAUAGUGAACAUGAAAAUCAGUUAAAGAGCAAGGUUGCAGCUAAAAUUGGUGGGCUAAAGACCCAAUAUGAAAUAUUGGAAUCUAUGGGGAUUGAAGUUAGUGACAUUCCGAAAUUUACUGAUCCUGUUUACUGGACUGAAUACUUUCCACCUUUAGCAAUGGAAGAUUUAAAGUUAUUUGGCGCAGCUGUUGACUGGAGGAGAUCUUUCAUUACAACUAAUAUUAAUCCAUACUAUGAUGCUUUUGUCAAGUGGCAAUUUCGUACAUUGAAGUAUAAAAGGGAUAAAAUUAAGCAUGGACUGCGAUCAGCUGUAUUUAGUCGUUUUGAGAACCAGCCAUGCGCUGAUCAUGAUAGAUCAUCUGGUGAGGGGAUAGGACCACAGGAAUAUACAUUAAUUAAGCUUAAGAUACAUUUAAUUCCAGAAUUUUUGGGAAGUAUUGUAAAGGGACGCGAAGUAUUUGUUGUAUGCGCAACUCUGAGACCAGAAACUAUGUAUGGCCAGACAAAUUGCUGGAUACUUCCAGAUGGUGAGUAUGACUUAGUAUUAGCCUUUGAUCAAGUCAUCCCAUAUGAUGCUAAAACAUCAGAUGGCGUGCUAUGCAAGAUAUUUGAUAAAUAUGAAGAUACAAUGAAAGAGUGCAAUACAGUAUACAUAUGUUCGGAGAGAUCUGCAUACAAUAUGGCUUAUCAGGGUAUAGUUCCACUAAUACAUGGGAGAGAGCAAGGUGUAUCAGAUAAAUUGUUGCCAAGGAUAGUGAGCUUGGGGAAAGUCUAUGGAGAGCAACUAAUUGGUACUCCUUUAUCUGCACCCAUGACACCUUACUCUUUGAUUUUUAUAUUACCUAUGUUUUCAAUAUCAAUGGAAAAGGGCACAGGUAUUGUUACAUCUGUACCUUCUGACUCACCAGAUGACUAUGCUGCACUGAGAGACAUUAAAACAAAGCCAUUACUCCGCGAAAAGUAUUCAAUAAAAGAUGAAUGGAUUCUUGAUCCUCUAGAAAUUAUAGAGGUUCCAGGUUUUGGUUUUAUGACUGCAGAACUACUUUGUAAUCAGUACAAAAUUCAAAGUCAAAAUGAUUCUGCUAAAUUGAAGCAAGCAAAAGAGGAAAUUUAUAAAAAAGAAUUUUAUGAAGGUAUUUUAAUUAGAGGCAAGUACAGCGGAAUGAAAAUUUGUGAUGCAAAGGAGUUAAUUAGGGAAUCUUUAAUUAAAGAUGGUUAUGCUCUAAUUUAUUUAGAACCUGAAAACAAAGUUGUUAGUAGAAGAGGAGAAUCUUGUAUAAUUGCACUAUGUGAACAAUGGUAUCUUAAUUAUGGUGAAGAGACUUGGAGGAGAAUAGUAUAUGACUGGGUUAUGAAUCAAUCUAAAUUUAGAACCUAUUAUCCUCAAGUAAGAACUUCGUUAGCUGAAGUUGUCAAUUGGUUGAAGGAAUGGGCAUGUUCUCGUUCCUAUGGUUUGGGGACUUUCUUACCGUGGGAAACAGAGAGUGAUCAAAAGAUAGUUAUUGAAUCAUUGUCUGAUUCAACAAUUUAUAUGGCCUAUUAUACAGUUGCUCACUUUUUACAAGGUAGUAUUAAUGGUAAAAAACCAGGACUUUUAAAUAUUAAUGUGGAGGACCUUUCUGACGAACUUUUUGAUUACAUAUUUUGUCUGACAGAUCAAUAUCCUAAGCUUAACAACAUUUCAAUGGAGAAAUUGCAUAAAAUGCGUGAUGAAUUUUCCUACUUUUACCCAAUGGAUUGUCGUGUCUCGGGGAAAGACUUAAUAUUUAAUCAUUUGAUAAUGUGCUUGUACAACCAUGUAGCAAUAUGGGACAAAAGUACUAUGGCUGACAAGUUUUGGCCGAAAGGAUUUUACUGUAAUGGCCAUAUUAUGGUGGAUUCAGCAAAGAUGAGCAAGUCUCUUGGAAAUUGGAUUACAUUACAUGAUGGAAUUAAUGAAUUCACUUCCGAUGCAUGCCGUAUAGCCCUAGCUGAUGCAGGAGACACUAUUGAUGAUGCUAAUUUCUGUCGAGAUUCCGCAAAUUCUGCUAUAAUGAGACUCUUUGCACUUCUCCAAUUUGUGCAAAUGUUUCAGGAUAGAAAGGAGAAAAUGAGGUAUGGAAGUGAAGCAGAUGAACAAUCUACAGACCAUAAUUUAGUAAGAGAGUCACUGGAACAAAUCGAUGAAAUAUUUGCUAGCGAAAUUAUUCGUCUUAUUGAUGAAUGCAGAAAGUCAUAUGAAAACUUUUCAUAUCGUGAUGCUUUAAAAUUUUCUCUGUUUGAGUUUCAAAUGAGACGCGAUCAAUAUCGUACAAUAUGUGGUGGUAGUGACUUAGACAUGAAUAAGUUUAUUGUUGAAGCUUUUAUAAAUAUUCAACUUAAGAUUCUUUGUCCUAUUGCUCCCCAUACUUGCGAAUAUAUUUGGAGAAAUAUACUGAAACGUGAAUCAUUCCUUGUUUCUGAAGAAUGGCCUAUUUUAAGUAGCAUAAAUGGUUAUCAUUAUUCCACUAUUAAUAGUAAGAAGUUGAUACUUCUCUUAAAGUCAAUUGAUGAAUUCCGAAAAAGUCUUGAUAAAUGGACUUCAAACCAAAAGAAGAACAAGAGUUGCACUAAAUACGUUCAUGCUGUAGUGUAUGUAGCAAAGGAGUACAAGCAAUGGCAAAUUGAGGGUCUAAAAGUAAUUCAGUCAAUUAUUGAGAGAGAGGGGACUUUACCGAAGGACUUUAUCACGAAAGUUAGAGAAGCAACAGAAAUUAAGAAAAUGGAUAGUGGCGAUUUGAAGAAUACAUUAGCAUUUUUAUCCUUAAAAGUUACUGAAUACAGAGAAAAUAAAUCAGCACUAUCCAUAAAUUUACCCUUCGAUGAAUUUGCUUUUUUCUCUCUACAUUCUAAGUCUAUUGCUAGAAUUUUGAAUAUAAGAGAAUUAUUGGUGAAAGCAACUUCUGAUUGCAAAGACUUACCCUCUGAUAAAGUCUCACAAAUAAUACCUACUAGGCCUGCAAUUUUAUUCUAUUGCGAAUGA